GCAAUACAUUGCUCUUUUUGCUUUAAAAACAUCUUUCUCUCCAAAGAAAAUCAGAGCUGAAGCAAUUCCAGAUCCUUCUCAGUUUCUGGAAUCUCUGGUUUUGAAUUUGUUUUACGUCGCUGGGGAACCAGUUUCGCGGUUCGAGAUCUCCGCAGGUUCUAAUCUAUUCGCUUAAAAGCCCACUUUUGAACGUUGGAAAACCGGCGUUCCAACCUGUGCUUGCGGAGGAUCCUGCGAAAUGAGUUCAGGAGAGCUUCUCAGCAUUGAGCCUCAGGAGCUCAAGUUCCCCUUCGAACUGAAGAAGCAGAUCUCAUGUUCUCUUCAAUUAUCGAAUAAGACGGAUAACUAUGUUGCUUUCAAGGUGAAGACGACGAAUCCAAAGAAGUAUUGUGUUCGUCCAAACACCGGAAUUGUUCUGCCUCGAUCCACAUGCGAUGUUAUAGUUACGAUGCAAGCACAGCGGGAAGCUCCUCCUGACAUGCAGUGCAAGGAUAAGUUUCUCCUUCAGAGCGUAUUUGCAAGUCCUGGAGCCACUGUAAAGGACAUCAACCCAGAAACGUUCAACAAGGAGUCGGGAAAUCACAUUGAGGAGUGCAAGUUGAGAGUUGUUUAUGUUUCUCCUCCUCAACCGCCAUCACCAGUUCCAGAAGGGUCCGAGGAGGGUUCUUCACCAAGGGCUUCUAUAUCGGAUAAUGGAAAUUUGAAUGUUUCAGAAUUUACUUCUGUCUCAAGAGCAUAUUCUGAGCCUCAAGAAAAGUCUUCAGAGGCAAAGGCUAUUAUUUCAAAGCUUACUGAGGAGAAAAGUUUUGCCAUUCAACAGAGCAACAAACUUCGUCAGGAACUGGAACUAUUGAGGCGUGAAGCCAACAAAAGCCAUGGUGGUGUUUCAUUUCUUUUUAUCGUGAUUGUUGGCUUGCUGGGCAUCCUCCUGGGAUAUCUUUUGAAGAGAACAUGAUCAAUGAACGUGAUUUCUACUUUGGCAGUAAUUUUGCCCCAUUUUAUUUUAAAUCUUUUCCACCAUAAAAGAACGGAAAAGAGGAGUAUAUUAGUAUAUGACAGGUGGUAUUUUUCUAGUUGUAUUGUCAGUCUGGAAUUAGAAAACGUAUCCUGGUGGGGUUGAUUGGUUUGUAAUUGUUUAAAGCAGGAAUUCCCAAAAAGUAGUGUGACACCGACUCCUGCUUUGGUUAACAGGCUUUCUUUUGGCAACUCAAAGAGGCAUUUUCUUUUCUUCUACAUUUUUGGGUAUCUUUUUACUUUUUAGUUCUUAUUUCUUACCUAAAAAUAUAGUUCUUACUUUUCA
Nelumbo nucifera (sacred lotus) is the source of this 1300-nucleotide messenger RNA. RefSeq names its product vesicle-associated protein 1-2-like. NCBI's taxonomy places the organism in Eukaryota, Viridiplantae, Streptophyta, Magnoliopsida, Proteales, Nelumbonaceae. The record is from RefSeq and is a predicted model, not a curated record. Gene Ontology annotation, cellular component: plasma membrane; endoplasmic reticulum membrane. Gene Ontology annotation, biological process: endoplasmic reticulum membrane organization.